Dentiscutata erythropus is the source of this 283-nucleotide messenger RNA. Lineage: Eukaryota; Fungi; Glomeromycota; Glomeromycetes; Diversisporales; Gigasporaceae. The record is from the annotation of a GenBank genome assembly.
UGAAUCAUUUAAUGAAUCAUUCAGUAAAUCAGAUAAUAAACAACCUACUUCAACAACUUUAAAUACUGUGGCAUAUUUUCUAUACGACAGACAAAAUUUUACUAAAGUUAAACUAUUUCAACAAAAUAAUCUCUGUAACAUUGAUUCAACAGCAGAUUAUACACCUACUAUAGAUCCUGGAAUGAAUAUGCCAUUAGGAAUUCCAAAAAACUUAGUAUUUCUGAAUGAAAACUUGAUUAGUAAUAACCAUUUAAAAGUAAAAUUAUACUUACUUUCUCUUUGA